AACAAUUUCGGAGGUCCCCAGUUUGUCUAGGGAGACGUGGAUGUGAGUGGCGCCGGGCAGUCCCCGGCACAGUGGAGGAAGUCGUGCUACCCCGCGGGGUUGGCUUGUGUUCUAGAUUCAUCCCGACACCACCAUGUCGAAGGUUUCUUUUAAGAUCACGCUGACGUCGGAUCCGCGGCUGCCGUACAAAGUACUCAGUGUUCCUGAAAGUACACCUUUCACAGCAGUCUUAAAGUUUGCAGCAGAAGAAUUUAAAGUUCCUGCUGCAACAAGUGCAAUUAUUACCAAUGAUGGAAUAGGAAUAAAUCCUGCACAGACUGCUGGAAAUGUUUUUCUAAAACAUGGUUCAGAACUGCGGAUUAUUCCUAGAGAUCGUGUUGGAAGUUGUUAAUAUCUGCUAUUUGGAACAUACGAUUGCCUUUCAGAAUAAAUAUUGGUAUUUUUUGUUGUUGUAAAAUUGAAAUCAGACAUUUAACAUACUAUGAAAACACAAGAGUCAAUGAGUAUUGAAAGAUGACUCAUCUGUCCCUUUUUGUUGUCCAUACUCUUCAUGUGAAGAGGGAAUGCGUAUGAAUUAAGGGUACUACUGUCACAGAAGAUCAUACAGUCUUUGAUUGCUACCUCACAACACAAACAGGUAGUUUGUUGGGGGUAAAUGAAUCAGCUAACUGUGUUAACUGGAAGCUUCUGAUAAUUUUUUAGAGAACAAUUUGGAACAUUAAAAUUUACCGAAUCUUA
Messenger RNA from Cebus imitator (Panamanian white-faced capuchin), 738 nucleotides. It is a transcript of the gene UFM1, whose product is annotated as ubiquitin fold modifier 1. The coding region runs from base 134 to 391 and encodes 85 amino acids. Gene Ontology annotation, cellular component: nucleus; cytoplasm. The record is from RefSeq and is a predicted model, not a curated record. The transcript has 6 exons. NCBI's taxonomy places the organism in Eukaryota, Metazoa, Chordata, Mammalia, Primates, Cebidae. Gene Ontology annotation, biological process: protein K69-linked ufmylation.